This is a messenger RNA of Cicer arietinum (chickpea), 764 nucleotides long. RefSeq lists its product as uncharacterized. The record is from RefSeq and is a predicted model, not a curated record. Gene Ontology annotation, biological process: intracellular protein transport. Lineage: Eukaryota; Viridiplantae; Streptophyta; Magnoliopsida; Fabales; Fabaceae. Gene Ontology annotation, cellular component: Sec61 translocon complex.
UCACUCUCAUUUGAUUAUUAAAUUUCUCACAAUAAUAGAGUUGAUGAAAUCGUGUGUAUGAAUGUCAAGGUGGAACCAUUUUCUCCUAUUUUUUCUAAUCUAAACAUUUGUCUUUAACGACCCCCUUUCAUUCCAUAGUUACCAUUUCUACCUCUUUCUUUUUUCUCCGAUUUUGCACAUCUCUCAUUUUCUUCCCUACGCUGCAACAUGGCGAGAAGCGCUUCUCAAUCUCAAUCCACAGCUUCGGCUGCCACAACGCGACCAGGCGUCAUGGCUCCCCGCGGCUCCGCCGCCGCUACAGCCGGAAUGCGCCGUCGCCGUCUCGGUGGUGGAAACAGCUCCAGCACAAGCUCCGUCGGAGCAAACUCCAACGCCGGGAGCAACAUGCUGCGAUUCUACACCGACGACGCACCUGGCCUUAAGAUUUCACCCACGGUGGUUCUCGUAAUGAGUCUCUGCUUCAUUGGAUUCGUCACCACUCUUCACGUGUUUGGAAAACUCUACCGUUAUCGAUCUGCCCCUGGUGUUUGAUCAUUCCAUCGAUCUCUCGUAUAUCUGAUAUUACCGGUUUUGGAUCUGAUGCAUGAUUUUCUGAAACAUGCGUUUUUUUGUUUCUUUUAUUGAUUCAAUUUAUAUAAUUUUAUUUUCUUUGUAAAUUUUCCUUGGCUUUCAGCCUUUAAUUAAGCUUUCUGUUUUUGUUUCUCUGAAAUUAUUGAAUCUUGUUGCUGUUAAUGGAAGUCAAUUUUGACCUUUUUAUGUAAAAA